This is a messenger RNA of Delphinapterus leucas (beluga whale), 2326 nucleotides long. It is a transcript of the gene LYSMD4, whose product is annotated as LysM domain containing 4. Lineage: Eukaryota; Metazoa; Chordata; Mammalia; Artiodactyla; Monodontidae. The record is from RefSeq and is a predicted model, not a curated record.
GCUGGGUGGCGAGCCGCCACUCCUGGGUCUCUGAGGUCACCGUCCUGCAGCUGGAGGUGCAGCGUCCCAGACCGUCGAGGACUGCCCCGAGAUUUCUGGGGUGGAGGUCAGAGGUCGGAGGUCGUGCCUUUGUGGACUGUUGGGGCCCCACCCAUUUAAGCAUAGAGGCGGGCCGCUCUCGGUUUUUAUAGUCAGCUCCCUUUCGCGGAAGGGGCUCCGAGGGAAACAGGCCUGCGAGCCGCCGGGGCUCCUGGCAGGCGCUGAGCUCCGACGGGAAGGUCCGCCCGAGCUCGGGCCGUCGCAGGUGACCCUCGGGCACCCGGAGAGCCGCCUCCUCCCUCCCUCAUCCGGGCCGGCGGAGCCCCCGGAGUGCGGGGAGGGGGCUGGGGCGAGGUGGGGCGGGGGGGGGUCGCUCCGUGGCCACGCUGUCCCGAGGGGGCCGCAUCUCUUCCUGGCUCCGAAGAAACCCGGAGCCAACCCUUUUUGAAGCUUUCGUUCCCGGGUUGGAGAUUUCAUUUCUGGAAGUUCAUUCGAGCAACUUGGAGAGGGGAAAGGCUUGUAUUGUGCCUUCCGCACUGGUCGGGAAGUGAAAAUAACCAGACACGGGGAGGUUCUGAAGGCCAAGGGACCUGUGAGAAACCGGACGAAUUUCUUAGUUUGACAGAAAUCUUCCCCCAGCUUGCCUCACAUGUUAUAUAAUUCAAGUCGUUUCAAAAUCAAGAUUAUUUAGUCUCAUAGUUCUUCUAAUUAAGAAAAUGAGGCAGAAGGAAGUGUUAGCCAAGACCUUCCAAGGCCCAGCCAUGGUCUGUAGGACUCCGACCAGCCACAUUUACAUGUUUGAGAAUGGUGUUGGGGACUCCGGGGACUCCUCUGAGGAAGAGUCCCACCAAGUAGCUCUGCGGCCCCGGGGCAAGGAGCGCCAGAAGAAGGGUGCCCACCACCCUCACCAGCCAGGAGCAGGGGACGUGGUGCUGCUGCAGCGGGAGCUGGCCCAGGAGGACAGCCUCAACAAGCUCGCUCUUCAGUAUGGCUGCAAAGUUGCAGAUAUCAAGAAAGUCAACAACUUCAUCAGAGAACAAGACUUAUAUGCUUUGAAAUCUGUUAAGAUUCCAGUGAAAAACCACGGGAUCCUAACAGAGACCCACAAAGAACUCAGACCCCUCCUGAGCUCAUCUACAGAGACCAGAGUGACCUUCGAGGAGCAGCCAGACCCAGACAGAGCAGCUGUCAGUGCCGGUGCCUCGUCUAACCCACUGACGGAUUUCUUUAAGGGCAUUGACCAGAAUAUUGAGCAUGCAGUGCAGUCAGAAAUCUUUUUGAGUGAAAGUUGCUGCAUAGAGACCUCCAGUCAGCCAUUGCUUCCGACUCCUCCGAAGAUACCUACAAACGGUGCAGACUGUGGAAUUCAGAGGUGGAAUGCUGUUUUUAUCAUGCUUCUGAUUGGAAUUGUUUUACCAGUGUUUUAUUUGGUCUAUUUUAAAAUACAAACUACUAGUGAGAUCCCUAGUAUCUUGAAUACAACUGCUGUCCCUAAUGGCUCGAUGGCAGUGAGUGCAGUUCUAGGGCAAUCCCCCAAAUUAGCGAUUCCAUUGCCAACCAUCCCCUCUUCAGACAGCCAGUUCAGUCAGACCACCCACGGGAAGAACUAGCUCUUGUUGUUUCUAAGGAAUCAGGGCAGCUUUAGCACUUGGGCUCCUAAUGUGCAUCAGCCGACAUUGGCCAUAUCUUAGCGUGCUGCAUUUUUUUUUCUGUGACAUAUGGACGCGUUUCAGAAGCCACCAUCAUGUCAAUCACAGUCAUCAUGGGGAAUAGACUCGCCUGAUCCAAGGCUGCGGGAGCCAAAACACCAGCGUCCUCAACCUCCUACAUCUAAAGAGGAGCGGCAGGAGAGACAUUUACACAUGACAGAUGCUGUUCCUUGAAGGCGUUUAGUGGACUGGCCAUGAGUGUCUUCACAAUAGCACUGUGUAGGUCCCCAAGCUGGACAUGCUUGGAGGGAGAUGAAUGGCCUUGGCAGAUGGACCUGCAGUAUGGGAGCCCCUGGUAUCAGCUUUGGUUGUCUGGAUGUUUGCUUUGUCCCCUGCCUGCUGUGGAGGAGUGACUGGCUCUGACAAAUGAAGUUUUGUGUCCCCCCCAACAAAGGUGUUGUGCAAUAGCGAUGGGUUGUCACCCUGUUUCAGAGUGUGACACAUGACAUUGUAAUAAGCCCUGCUUCACAUUUGCCCCCUCAGACAGCCUUUUUGAGGCAAUGUCAUAUCUAGAAUUUAAAAAGCCCUAAAUCUAAAUUGCUAUAAUACUGAAUAAAUAGCAGUUCUGUUCCUCGUAA